AAUAAUCAUACCAUCCAUAAUAGAUGCUUGGAAGGCCUGGUGGUAUCAAGUCAACGUUACGGCGUACCCGUCGGACACGCACUCAACUGAAUUCCAGAGUUGGUGUAUACAUUCCACACGCAUUAAUGGACUAAUUAUUAGUAUAUGAGAAUUCCAUCGCAAGAGUAAGCGAUUUAUUGCGGAGUAGUUCUGUAUUUAUAUGGCAAUGAUGCCCUGAUUCCAACUGCAGGACGGUGCCGGAUUAUUAACCAAACAAAUGCGUACCUGCCAGGCGUACAGAAGUAACGGAGAGAACACGACAGCCGGAAUCAAUUUUUCGGAAAAGACCAAACGCGAAAAUCAAUUAGGUGUUCAAGGCGGAUAAUACAGUUAGAUAUCGCUGUGGAGGAUAUCUUUGUAUGCUUCGAGGAGCCGGAUAUUUACUAUUACAUUGUACAGUGAACAAGGAGUUAUUAAAAAUUGACAGUUCGGCAUGGAAUAAGCAUCAUCGUAGCAACGGAUUACAAGCUACAAAUCUAUAUGAUGUCAACGUGAUGCCAGUGUGUUGUAGGAGAGGCCCCACUCAAUCGUUAGACAGCGGCAUUGUUUGUGGAGUGUCCUUAGCCUAGACUCUAGUAGAUUUACACUUGACGCGGAAAGUAACGGAUGUGGCAAAUAUUAUAAUAGACUAUAUCAGAUGUUUGGAGACCAGAGCAUACUAGAUUAACUAUAAAGCUGUCGUUUAUCAUUGGAGUACAACACAGCAAGGGUACCUACCAUCCAGUACAGAGGUCAGGCAUUUCAAGGACAUUGUUAAACAUAUGGCGCUGGUGUUAGAGGGCCAUAGCAUACUUGUACACACGUGUUUCUAUCAGUAACAUCUAUAAAAAUCAUUUCAAACAAUUUAAAAAAGAAGAUGGCGCCAGAGCUAGACUCCGAUGACAGCGACGUUGGAGAGGGAGGACACCGUGGGGACUGGAACAAAUACAAGGUCCGUUCUCAGAUCAACGAGGGCUAUAAUACCUCACAGAAAAAACGGGACAUCAUAGAUACAUUCUUUACGUAUGUAAAUAGAGAUUUGCUCAUAUGUAAACUCUUUUACUUUUUCUUUUUUGCUGCUUUCGGAUCUCUGUUUCCCCUCUUAGCCAUCUAUUUCAAACAAUUGGGAAUGAACCCUACACAGAGCGGUAUAUUGAUAGGAUUUAGACCAUUCGUGGAAUUUUGUAGCGCCCCCUUUUGGGGAAGCUUGGCAGAUAAAUAUAAAAAGGGCAAACACUUAAUGUUGUUUUCCCUGUUCUGUUGGAUCGUAUUCACUCUGUCAAUCGCGUUCGUUAAACCGCCUCCUCACCACUGUGUGGAAACUAAUAUAACGUACCAGAUCCAGAGCCCGCCAGGGUACGUGUCUCGUGAUAGCGUGCUGCGGGGCAGGCGCAGCUUGCAGCUGGGACGUGUGGUCGGAGAAGAGACAUUAUCAGAGUUGUCAAAGAGGGAUACAGGUUUGGGUAGUAUGAUGGAUAUGAUGAACAAGAGUGAAGGUGUAGCAUACAGUGUGCCCGGGAAGGUCCCCAAAGGUAAUACAAAAACUUCAGAUGAUUAUGUCAAGUUCAAACCCUUAACAGCAAAUCCAACUGCUAGGACAACAAUACAGGUCAAACCUACCCCAAAGACCCAGCUUUCACAUGCCAUUCCAACAACAGCUACCAUGCCACACGAUGCCGCAACAACCAAAUCUGGGGCAGCGGACGUUCCGAAGGGAAGCUACAUCAAACCAAAGUACAGCACCAUUUACUACGAAAAACAUGCUGUUCAGGAUGUGUUCUUCACGCUUCUACUGCUCGUGGUCAUUGGCGAAUUCUUCAGUGCACCAGCUAUAACUUUCGCUGACUCUGUCACACUCGCUUAUCUUGGUGACGAUACCGAUAACUACGGCAGACAAAGAAUGUUCGGUUCUCUCGGAUGGGGCUUCUCUAUGUUUUUCGUCGGAUUAGCGUUAGAUCAGUCGACGACAUUUCCAAAUCAUCCGUGCGGGCUACAACAUCAAGCAGAAAAAGACUACACGAUCUGUUUCGCCGUCUUUUCAGUUUUAAUGAGCUGUGCCUUAUUCACGGCAACUCAAUUUAAAUUCGACCAUCGGCAUGGCGGAGGGAAAGACUUCCAACUCGUCGAGUUUGUGGAAAAAGUCAAGGAUAGAGUUAUGGAAACGAUUACUGGAAAGCGACCCUUGGACAGAGGUAGUUUGUUCCGGGACGAAGAAGAUGAUGACAUCGACUAUCUCGAAUCAAAGGCAACAAUGCAAAAACAGAUGGAGACAGGCCAAGGCCGUCGAUCCUUAUACGGAGGAGGAUCCAAAUAAAGUACAACAGCGAAUGGAAACGGUAAAAACAUUCAAAUAUCACUAGAGACUCGUCAAGACAUGGUGUCUGACGUCACAAAGAAACCGGUGAGCAUCACAGGACAAGAGGAGGAUGACGACGAGCCAUUUUUGGGGAGAUGGAUUGCUGUCAUGAGGAUGCUUUCAACGUAUAAAUACAUAUCAGUGCUAUUUGUGUCCUGGUUCAUGGGGUUCGGGAUAGGCCUAAUAUUUACCUUCCUCUUCUGGCACCUACAGGACUUGGGUGGCAGCCCGACUCUCUUCGGAGUUGCUUCGGUCUUCAACCAUAUAUCAGAAUUGCUGGCCUAUUUUCUCAGCCGGAGACUCAUCUCACGUAUAGGACAUAUACGGGUUAUGUACGCAGGGUUACUUGGCAACGUUGUCCGGUUUAUGUACAUAUCAUGGCUGAAGAGCCCAUGGUGGGUCCUUCCUUUCGAGUUUGUCCAAGGCUUGACCCAUGCAGCCGUAUGGGCGGCGUGCUGCUCCUAUAUCACACAAGCCAUACCCACGGGGUUGCGCUCCUCCGCUCAAGGUAUCCUCCAGGGACUUCAUCACGGCCUCGGCCGCGGAUGUGGAGCGGUGUUCGGUGGCAUCAUGGUCUACAGCUACGGAGCGGAAGUGACGUUCCGAGCAUAUGGUGUCACGUGUUUGAUUUUGCUGAUCCUGUACAUUGUGAUGAAUUUCUUCAUCAUAGACCAUGGGAAGUUUUCAUUUGGUAGUCGUGAAAAACACGAAAUUCUAGAGGAGGAGGACAAUAUGUGUCACCUGGCACCGCACGGGGUUCCAUCCGGUAUGGCACGUGACCUAUCCAGCAACAAGCUUCGGGAAGAAGGUAUGACUAACUACGGAGCUACAAGCUACGUACCAAACGGACCUGGCGAUGACUUCUACCCGGAUAACUUUGACAAUGAUACACAGAGGAUAACUAUGAACGAGCCACCUGCAAUGGCCACACAAGUCUACCAACAACAGCCGUACAAUACAUUCGACCAAAGAUAUGGGCCAUAGGUGUUACAGAACGGACCUCGAGACCGAAGCGUUGGUUACACAAGACUACCAGCGACAGCCGUACAGUACAUACGACCAAAGAUAUGAGUCAUGUAUUUGAUAGAAAGAAACUCUCGACCGAAGCUUUGGCGACGCAAGGUAAUCAGACAGCCAAGCGAUAUCUACGACCAACGAUAUGGAAGCUAAAGUUUUAUAAAAACAAAAACCAAAGCUUUUGCUACACAUGUUUACCAGAAAUAGCUGAAAUCAUUAAUUAAUAGGAGCUUAUUCGAUCAACGGACCAUAUGUUUUAACAGAAUAGUAUUAGACCAUUAAGACCGAACAUAGAAUCGAUAAAACCAUUCAAAAGUAAACUUCUAUCAAUGUAGUCCAUCGAUUUAACAGAAUGACAUCCUCAUUACACUAUAUCAAUUUCGACCAAUCAUACUGACUAUAAAUCUAAUGCGAAAUUCUAACAACUAUUCUGAUACAUUAACUUUCUCUUUAUCAAACUUUCCUGGGCAUGCGAAGGACAACGUUGAUUAUACAAUCAACGCGAAUUUACAUUCGACCAUAGAACAUUGACACAAACAUUCAUUAGAGUUAUUAUUUAUCAUUGUUUGUAUAGCCAUUUAAAUCUCGUUAAUAGUUAUAUCGCAUCCGCAGUAGGCAGACCCCGUCUCGGAACGUAUCAUCAAAAUAUACACGUAUACAUAUAUCAUUGUGUAUCUCUUGGAUAUGGGAACGAUUUUUCAAAGUAGAAGGACACAGUUGAAAAAACCAUGAUUCUGUUCUAGAUAGAAUGCCACAUUUGAUGACCAUCUUCAUUCUUAUAGCUGUUUUCCUGGAAGCUGAAUUGAUAAAAUCCCUAAAGCACAUAGCCUUAACAUCGCUCGUACGUGUUUGCUUGUGUAUAAGCGUAACAUUUCUCAUUAACUGUCAUUUUGCCAGAAUUGUCUAUGUUAGUCUAUAUGUUUGGAUGCUAUGCCGAUCUGUGAACUUCCUAAUGUGUCGGAAUAUGUCGGAGAGUUAUUGGUGUAAAUACCAAUCCAUGUACGUAUCGUAAUGAGAAUGUUAUCGGUGUCAAUACCAAUCCAUCUAUGUGUCGUAAUGAGAGUUAUUGAUGUCAAUACCAAUCCAUGUACGUGUCGUAAUGAGAGUUAUUGAUGUCAAUACCAAUCCAUGUACGUGUCGUAAGGAGAGUUAUUGAUGUAAAUACCAAUCCAUGUACGUGUCGUAAGGAGAGUUAUUGAUGUAAAUACUCAUCCAUCUAUGUGUCGUAAGGAGAGUUAUUGAUGUAAAUACUCAUCCAUCUAUGUGUCGUAAUGAGAAUGUUAUCGGUGUCAAUACCAAUCCAUAUAUGUGUCGUAGGGAGAGUUACUGGUGUCAAUACCAAUCCAUGUACGUGUCGUAGGGAGAGUUACUGGUGUCAAUACCAAUCCAUGUACGGGUCGUAAGGAGAGUUAUUGGUGUCAAUACCAAUCCAUGUACGUGUCGUAAGGAGAGUUACUGAUGUCAAUACCAAUCCAUGUGCGUGUCGUAAGGAGAGUUAUUGAUGUCAAUACCAAUCCAUGUACGUGUCGUAAGGAGAGUUAUUGAUGUAAAUACCAAUCCAUGUACGUGUCGUAAGGAGAGUUAUUGGUGUCAAUACCAAUCCAUGUACGUGUCGUAGGGAGAGUUAUUGAUGUAAAUACUCAUCCAUGUACGUGUCGUAAGGAGAGUUAUUGGUGUCAAUACCAAUCCAUGUACGUGUCGUAAGGAGAGUUAUUGGUGUCAAUACCAAUCCAUGUACGUGUCGUAGGGAGAGUUAUUGAUGUAAAUACUCAUCCAUGUACGUGUCGUAAGGAGAGUUAUUGGUGUCAAUACCAAUCCAUGAGCAUGUCGUAUUGUUGGAUGUUUGUUUCUGUUUCAAUAGAACAAUACGAGUAUAGUUGUGCAGUUAUCUUAUAUCAUUAAGUAAUCGAUUGCUUUCAUGUCUGAUCCGUGUUCGGAGAGAAUGGAAAGCCAAGUAAAAAAGAAAACUGUGGCAAUGUGUUGAUUAUAUUGAUGAAUGUCAUGUCAUUGCCAAAUAUGGCACUCAAAGACCAAUGUCUGUAGAUCUAGUUUAUGUAUUAUUGUUGUUUUUUUAUGGUAGGAAUACGUCGCAACAAUAUCUGUAGAUUUAGCAUUCGUAUAGUAGACGAGUUAUGCCCCUUGAUAUGUGUUGAAAUGAUGUUGAAAUGUGAUUGAGCUAAGUCCCUUUUUAAAUGUUGAAAUGGGGAAGAGUUAUGUCCCUUUGUAGAUGUUGAAAUGUGGUGGAGUUAUGCCCCUUCAUAUGUAUAUAUGAUAUGGACAGAUUGUUUGUUAUAGGGGUAAUGUAGGAGUAGACUGAUAAUCAAUGUGAUAAUGUUUUCUUUAAACAAUGCAAAAUUUAGCUACAAAUAUGAUAAAUAUAAUGUUAUGUUAGUGAUGCAACCAGAUGCAUUUAUGAUGAGAUCAGAUUCAUUGUCUAUUAUUGUAAAACAAACGGUAUACUGUUCCUGAUACCAUUGUGAUUUCUGUAUGGCGUGUGUUGUUUACUAUUGUUAUUUCUGUAUGUGUAUUUGUGUAUUACAUGGCACAACGUAGGUUAUGUAGUCUGAGAAAGUUAUUUAGAACGUUAAUCUCAUUGCAGUGUUAUUCAAGACUUGACAUAGGUUAAAUUUUGUGCCAUAUUCCUGUAUUGAAAUAAUAUCAACAGCCGCGUCUUUUUAAAGGGAAAUAAUAGUUUCUUUAUUAUAAUAAUAUACUGCAUAUUUGAAUUCCUCCAAGUUCUUUUUAAUAUGGCGCCAUGUUAUAUGUGUUCAACAGUUAUAUUAAAUCACGUAGAAUGCACGAGUUAUGUCGUUAUUUCGAACCCUUGUAAUAUAAAGACGUCAUUUAUCAUUAUUGCUGUCAUAUUAUCAUAUUUAACCAUUAUCUGGGUUCAGUUUCCACAUUAUUCCUAACUUAAAUUUUCCCAACAGGAAAUCAUUACGGAAUUUGAGGAUUAAAGUUAAGGAAUGCUUGAUGAAGACGGGGCCUUGAAAGCCUAAUAGUUUUGUGAAGAACAGUUGCUGAUGUAGUCAUUCACUAGUUAGAACUGUAGCUUUAAUGAUGCACUACUAUACUGUAGUCUCCGACGUUCGUAUCUGACGCAAGUCGGGGUUUCCAAAGUUCACAACUCAUACUAAAUUGAGGAGUCUCCCACAUUCGUAACUCUGACGUUAGUGGGGGGUCUCCCGCAUUCGUAUUUGACGUAAGUGGGGGUCUCCCGCAUUCGUAACUCUGACGUAAGUGGGGGUCUCCCGCAUUCGUAUCUGACGUAAGUGGGGGUCUCCCGCAUUCGUAACUCUGACGUAAGUGGAGGUCUCCCGCAUUCGUAGCAUUGACGUAGUUGGGGAUUUCCCACAUUCACAACUCAAGACUAAAUUGAGGGGUCUCCCGCAUUCGUAACUCUGACGUAAGUGGGGGUCUCACGCAUUCGUAUCUGACGUAAGUGGGGGUCUCCAGCAUUCGUAACUCUGACGUAAGUGGGGGUCUCCCGCAUUCGUAACAUUGACGUAGUUGGGGAUUUCCCACAUUCACAACUCAAGACUAAAUUGAGGGGUCUCCCGCAUUCGUAACUCUGACGUAAGUGGUAGUCUCCCACAUUCGUAACAUUGACGUAGUUGGGGCUUUCCCAGUUUCACAACUCAUACUAAAUUGUGGAGUCUCCCGCAUUCGUAUCUCUGACGUAAUUUGUGGUCUCCCAGUCACUUAAACACUCAUUAAUUAAUAAUGCUUGGUGACAGUACAAGUAAUAUAGUGUGCAUACCUGGGUACAUGUGUUAAUAUAUGUAUUAGCAUACACCAAAUAGCAGUUGUCUAGAGUGUUUAGCGAUACUUGAUGAAUAUUGAAGUACAUUAUGAAGCCAUGUGUUUCAGCACAUAUGAUACAGUAGUAUAGGUCAAGAGGACACGUUUGUGAGGUAUGUCGUAUAGCGAUAGUGGUUAUAUAUACAUCACUUAAGGUAGUAUGUCCUACUACAUGUCUUGUACUUCCUCGUUAGAGGUACAACAGAAAGCGCUAGGUCUAUUUACCUUAAGAUAUAUCCAACUGGAAUUCGAUAGUUUAGAAUGUAAUUUAUACCAGGUAUGUUUCCGUAGAUCUUCCAUAUUCUUGUCUCUACAAUCAGUAGAUGGUGAAUAGCGAUAUAAUCGUAUUUGUUGUUUAAUCUUAAAGCUGGUAGUGUUGGAACCAUCAAAUGCAAUUUCAUAGUUAAUGAAAUGAAAAUAAAUUGCAACCUAGAAUCGUU
This is a messenger RNA of Pecten maximus, 7632 nucleotides long. Its product is annotated as major facilitator superfamily domain-containing protein 6-like. The record is from RefSeq and is a predicted model, not a curated record. NCBI's taxonomy places the organism in Eukaryota, Metazoa, Mollusca, Bivalvia, Pectinida, Pectinidae. Gene Ontology annotation, cellular component: membrane.